Arctia plantaginis is the source of this 17391-nucleotide messenger RNA. The record is from the annotation of a GenBank genome assembly. NCBI's taxonomy places the organism in Eukaryota, Metazoa, Arthropoda, Insecta, Lepidoptera, Erebidae.
AUGUCUGACGGGGACGUGACGUUGAUUCAAGACGAGGAUUUACUGCGCCGCAUGUGGCAGCAGACGGAGGAUUUCUCCCGAAAGAAAGAGAUUCGAGCGCACAUGUACCGACUGAGGGAGGAACGUCUGCGGAACCUGUACUCACCCGAGCCCAGGCACGAAGGGAAAGGUAAUGAGUUCACGGCGGCGCAAGACCACGUCAAGUCGUUCGCAGACCAGAGCUUCCAGUCUAUGAAGAGCAAGGAGGUCCGCGAUGCGGGCUCCCCGCCCAAGGAGUUCACUUACCGAGGCCAAGAUUUGAAAGCACUCUCCAACGCCGGCUGGAAUGUGGAGCAGCAGAACAAAAUUACUGAUGACGGCCGCACACACGUGAAGUCUAUCCACGCUAACAUUGAAGGCAGGUAUGACGUCGACGGCGGCAUUGGCCAAUUUGCUGCUGUUGAUCACCACAAAGAAGCCGUCACCGAAUACCAGGACGACAACAGCAGCCUAAAACGCAAUGUGACCGCAUCCAACACGGCCGCUCGCGAACACGUCGUGCGUCAGACUGACGACGGUACACACGUCUCGUCAACAACUAACUCCUCGACAUCAACUUCCAAGUUCCAAGAGAUGUCUUCGACGAGACAUGAAUCUGUGCCAUAUACAACCAACGAUGACUAUGACCUACGAAGUUAUGAUACUAACCGCAACGACAAUGCCUCCUCCGGUACCAGGAGGCAAAUAACUAAAACUAAUGAUUAUGAGCAGAAUUUGAGAAGCAAUGAACAUCAGCAGACUUUGAGGCAGAAUGAUAACGAGACCGGAGAGCUCGUGUCGAGAAAAGUGGACUACCCCGAUGAUAAUACCAGAGUGAUAGUAGAAACGCGUUGUCUGCCGGAUGGCACUCGAGUCACGAGCACAAAGCGGGAAUUUCGUGCUCCAGUACAGAGCACCCGAGCCGAACAGGUGUAUCAGACGCGAAGCGAGAAUAGAUCCUACUCGACUCAACAACGAUCAAACACAAAGGAUUCCUCAAAAGUUAUUCAUCACACGAUAGACAACCGCGACUAUCGCCCAACCGAUAUCGUUGACUCUCAACGGAACGUUGAUGAUUAUGAUUUUAAUAAACAAGUCGCUGAUAACUCCACGAGAGAUACAGAUGAUUACUCCAAUACACAACAUUAUGAGAGAAAAGUUAAUAAAAGAGUGAUUGAUCAUUCUAAAACUGACGAUGAUUAUUCUAAUAUACAACGUGUUACUAAAAUUAAUAGAACUGUUGUCGAUGAUGACAAUUCUAAUAUUCAACAUAACGUGACUAAAAUUAACAAAACUAUUGUUGACCAGUCGAAAACUGAUGAUGAUUACUCUAAUAUACAACAUCACCAAACAACAACAAACAAAAAGACAACAGACAGUUCUAAAACUGAUGAUUAUUAUUCUAAAAUUCAGCAUCAUGAAACAAAUGCUAACCAACGAGUUGUUGAUCACUUUAAAACUGACGAUGAUUCUAAUCGUACAACGCGUUACGUGACCAGAACCCACAAAACUAUUGAAUCAAAUGACAAUGACGAUUAUGUACAAACACAUCGUGAAACAAAUCAGCGACAAUAUAAUACUACUGAUGAUAACCGCCAAAAAAUAAUUAUUAUCCGUGACGAACGCGAUAUACACGAGAAAGAUUACAAAGAUGUACAGCCAAGAGACGCUCAACCCAGAAGCUACAAACCCAGAGAAACAUCAAUUCCUAAAGAAAGCUAUCUGAGUGACUCUCAACCAAGUGAUUUCCAACCCAAGGACACCCAGCCUAAAAAUAUCCAACCGAAAAGCACCGAGAAGAUUGUAAAUAUCACAAGAAAUGAAAAGGUUGAACAAAUCAAUGUAAAGAAAAUUAACACGGAACAACGCCAAACCACUUAUCAGGCAGAUUUCUCUCAGAAAAAAAUUAGUACUGAUUGGAGUCCCUCACAUACAGCUUGGGCUAGUACUCUUCGUGGUGACACACCAUCUACCACUCGUCCAUCUACUAGAGCGUCGUCGCCUGGAAGUAAAACCUUUAAAUCAAGCACAUCUUCAUUGAGAAGCAGUGUAAGCCCAGAUAAAACUAACAGAAAACCACCAAGCCGCGGCAGUAGCCCCAAUAAAGUAGAUAGAACAUCACCUACUCGCCCAGUUACUGACCACAAGUAUACUACUAAUUCUACACAUUCUGUAACUGAGAUAAAGUCUCACAAGCACUCCACACCUGAUGAACGCAGACCACCUACAGGUCGUCAACCCAGCGGUGGUAGAUAUAGCCCUGAAAGAAAACCACAGGAUCACCGCCAAAGACCGAGUGUUAGUCCGGAAAAAAGACCUCAAAACUUAGUUUACAGAAGUAGUGUUAGUCCGGAUAGAAAGCAUACGUUAAAAUCUCCUUCUGAUAGUCAACCACGAACUGAUUCUCCAGUUAAUCGCGUAGAUCGUCAAUCGCCGAGGCUACGUGAAAGUCCUGAAAGAAAACUUCCUCAACAUCCUUCUUCUGUAUCUGGAUACCCAUCUUACCCAAAUAGAUCCACUGUAAGCCCCGACAAAACUCCGGCUGAUCAUCAUCCUAAUCACCAAAGGCCUAGUCAAAGUCCUGACAGGAAACCAGGUGUUCAGAAGCCAGUAGACGGUCAUCCAAAAAGUAGUUCACCUACUCGGGGUUACCUACCUGCUGAUACUACUCAAGAGCAUGAUCGUCCAAGUAGUCCAACUAGUGGUAAGUAUCCUCAGGAUACAACUCCAAAGCGAGGAAGUGUUAGCCCUGAUAAAAAACCAGGCUAUAUGACGCCCACAGUUUCAAGCAAGCCGACUGAUGUUGGAAAAUCUCCUACAAGACCAUCUGAAAAAACAUCUCCAACAAAACAUACGUCUUCCCCUAGCCCUACUCGUAGACCGCAAGAUACUCCACCAUACAAGAAAUAUCAAGAAGAUCACUAUAAGUUUAUCGAUGAAGAAACGAAAAUGUAUACCCGCACAGACAAAACGCAUUCAGAUACUACAAAACGUAUAUCUAAAGGUCCUGGACAUUCUUCUCCAAGAGAUAAUAGUCUCUCUCCUACAAGAAAGAGUCCUAUCAAAGACAGCGAUGGCAUAAAAAAAGAACCUGGAAGAAGGUCACCAUCACCUAAACAGCAUCUAACUGAUAUUGAAAAAUAUGACCACGUUGACACUAUUAUUAAAACUAUUGAUGUUACUGACAAUAUAAUAACCACAUAUUCUCCAAAGAAAAAAGAUUCUCCUAUAGAAAGAACAGUGCCCAUACAAUCAUCACCAUCAAAACCUGGAGCGCAAGAUAAAACCAGGCCUCGCUCUAAAAGUCCCGUGGAUAUUACAAGAAAUAAAACUCCCUCUCCUACAAGGAAGAGUCCUAGCAAAGACACUGAUUCUGUCAAAAAUCUACCGGGAGGAAGGUCACCGUCACCUCAAGAAAGGACAACUACCACUGAAAAACAGGACAGUGUCGAUACUUCUAUCAAAACAAGCAAGUUUAUUACCACACAUCAGACUUCACAGGAUAAGGACUCUCCUAGAGAGAAGACCGCACCUAGGCAGCCAUCACCCUCAAAAUUUGGAACGUAUGAUAAGAAGAAGCCUCAUACCGACACCCCCGAUGCAAUUAAACGAGAAAAGAGUCCCUCUCCUACAAGGAAGAGUCUCAAGGACUCUCCUAGAGAGAAGACUGCACCUAGGCAGCCAUCACCCACAAAAUUUGGAACGUAUGAUAAGAAGAAGCCUCAUACUGACAACCCCGAUGCAAUUAAACGAGAAAAGAGUCCCUCUCCUACAAAAAGAAGUCCUAUCAAAGAUUACGAUGCCCCUAAAAAAGUAACAGACACUGUUACUACUACACAUCCGUUCCCCAAAGAUACUGAUUCUCAACGUGAAAGAUCUGAGCCCAGGGAAAAAUCACCAUCGAAAUUCGGAACGUAUAACAAAAAAAGGCCUAAUACUGAAACCACCGAGAUGAUUAAAACUACUAAAGAUGUCAAAUAUGACUCUCUGACGCGUGAAAAGUCUCCAAAGAAAAGCCCGGAACAGUCCACGUCUCCAACAAGGAAGGCUCCUGAACUACCAAUAUCUCCCACUAAAAAGGUUCCUCGUGACAGUGUUUCACCGGUAAAAUCUCCUACAAAAUCAUCAAAUUACAAGCAUACUACUGACUUCUUAACGUCUGAGAGAACUACUGAGGAAGUUUAUAAAAAGACUACGAAGGAACAUCCUCGUCAGCUCGUGACACCAUCUUCUAGCCCGACUAGGAAGCCUAAGAGGCCAACAGAUACAGAACCUUCAACUGGACAGAGCUCACCAACAACCUCUGUGAGUGGGUUUGUUUACUUUAGUUCUCCUCAAACUGAAGAAGUCGUGGUAACGGACUUAGAUGACCAAGAAAUGUAUAACGAAACACAUACAUUAGACAAAACCAUGAUAACUUCCAAGAGACCUGAGAGCCUUGAUAAGAAAAGAUCUCCAUCCCCUUCUAAAAUCCCCUGUCGAUCUCCAUCUCCUGAAAGACGCACUUCACCACUCAAAGAAGGUCUUCCACGGAAGAGUUCUUUAAAGAAACCUGUAAGUGAUACUAGUCAGGUAUCUCCAGUGGAGAAACCGCCCACAAGUUUCCGUAUUUCACCAACAGAGGAGCCAAAAGAAUUACUUGGUCAUAAAGUAGUAAAGAAGGAUCACGCGGAUGAACCAAAAACUAAAGCUCCUCUCAAAUCUAAACCGCCUUUAGAAAGACGCGAAACUUAUGAAGAUCGGUGCCGUAAGAUAUUAGGUAUGAUUGAAGAUACUACUGAAACUGUUACGAAACAGACCACAUACUUGCAAGAACCAGAAACAAAUACCAGUUCUCCAAGUAUUUCUCCUUGCCGCAGUCCAAGUCCUAAAGAUACUCCGUUCGAAUAUCCGACAACAAAGAAAAUUACCGAUACUCAUGUUGAUGUGACUGACUUCAUAAAACAUGAAAAAGAGGAUAUUAUCCAUAAACCUGGUAAAACACCAUAUAAAACUUCACGUGAUAGUUCUCCUACAAAACUACAAGAUAUAAUUACAGUUAAAAGAACUGUAAUAGAAAGCGAUGAAUCUACUAAAGAUUUUGAAGAAAUUGAUGUCAAGGAGUCCAGAACAAUUGAGUAUCCUGAGACGAGGACCAGCCCACAAAGAAAAACCAUAGAAGAUGCGCCGUCCAGAAUUUCAAAGCAUAUUCCUAAACCUCGUGAAAGUAGCGAUCGUCCUACUUCUCCAGCCAAACUUCACCCAGGUACCUCUCCUAGAUCUAGUUUAAGCCCUGAAAGAAAGCCACAAUAUCAACCUAAAGAAAAAACUCUAUUAAAGGAACCUACAGACAAAACUCGCGGUAACAUUGAGACUACCACAACUGUUUUAUCUAAAUACGAUACAGAUGAAGAGACUGAACACAUCACUGUUACAACAAAGAGAACUGACAGAAAAACAUCUCCUUCAACUGACUCGCCUAUGAGAAAGAUACCAGGAGACGUGAUGUCACUACCUAAAAUGGACCAACCUAAUAAACCAGGACACGAUGAACCAAGCAAAAUUUUAACUAGACCUAGUUACUUGGAAAGUACAACUUCUAUGGUUGCUGAAUACGGUUCUUCUGAAGAUUUAGUAAAGUCUACACAAGAAACUUUCAAAAUACAACAACAUCCAUCACAGCCUUCGAAACCAACUACAAUUCCAUCUCAAAAACUUCCAGGUCGAAGAACAUCACAGGAGCGACCAUCUAGAGCCAGUCCUGAGAAAACGGGAAAUAAGCCUAAAGAUUCAUCUCCGACUAGACCAAGCCACACAAAGUCCUCUGUUACAUCAAAGUAUGAUGAAAUGCCUAAAUCUCCUACACGUAAAGUUCCGACUGAGGUAGAUGAUUUUGAACGCGACCAUCCUUCGGGUAAAACCUUUAAGCGUAAAACUUCAGAUACUCAAGAUAAACCCUCGCAAAGAAAAGCUAGCUCAGAGCAGAGACCUAAUGAUAAAUAUCCUGAAGAAUCUUCUCCUACUCACGGGACACCAAAGAAAGUUCCCGGUUACUUGAAAAUUACCCAAUCCUCUAUAUCCAAGCAUGAUUUAGAGGAUUAUGAAGAAACAACUACUUUGAAGACCGAACGCUAUCAACCGUCACAGCCAUCUGAAUCACCUACACGUAAAACUCCAAAAUCAGGAGAUUAUCGUAACACGACUGUAAGGCCCCAUGAUACCGAUAAAGGUUCUGACCUCAGCCCUACCCAGAAACCUACUUCGAUUGUUAAGGAAACAUCACCUGAUCGUAAUAAAAUGAAAAAGUCUCCUCAUUAUAUGACACCUAUUUCUCCUCAUAGCCAUGUUCAAAAAACUGAAACUACAACUGAAGAUGAAUACGAAAAGCUUAUAUCUCCUGAGAAUGAAAUGCCACAGCGCUCACAUUCACCAACUCACCUAUCGACAAAAGAAACUCCACAUUAUAUGCAACCACUUCCACAACAUAGUCACACACAUGAGACUAUUUCUUCAUUUGAAACUGAAGAGAACCGUACUCACGAAUUAAAGACUCGUAAACAUCAUAGCGAGAAGACACCGCAUUAUAUGACACCUAUUUCUCCUCAUAGCCAUGUUCAAAAAACUGAAACUACAACUGAAGAUGAAUACGAAAAGCUUAUAUCUACUGAGAAUGAAAUGCCACAGCGCUCACAUUCACCAACUCACCUAUCGACAAAAGAAACUCCACAUUAUAUGCAACCACUUCCACAACAUAGUCACACACAUGAGACUAUUUCUUCAUUUGAAACUGAAGAGAACCGUACUCACGAAUUAAAGACUCGUAAACAUCAUAGCGAGAAGACACCGCAUUAUAUGACACCUAUUUCUCCUCAUAGCCAUGUUCAAAAAACUGAAACUACAACUGAAGAUGAAUACGGAAAGCUUAUAUCUACUGAGAAUGAAAUGCCACAGCGCUCACAUUCACCAACUCACCUAUCGACAAAAGAAACUCCACAUUAUAUGCAACCACUUCCACAACAUAGUCACACACAUGAGACUAUUUCUUCAUUUGAAACUGAAGAGAACCGUACUCACGAAUUAAAGACUCGUAAACAUCAUAGCGAGAAGACACCGCAUUAUAUGACACCUAUUUCUCCUCAUAGCCAUGUUCAAGAAACUGAAACUACAACUGAAGAUAAAUACGAACAGCUUAUAUCUACUGAGAAUGAAAUGCCACAGCGCUCACAUUCACCAACUCACCUAUUGACAAAAGAAACUCCACAUUAUAUGCAACCACUUCCACAACAUAGUCACACACAUGAGACUAUUUCUUCAUUUGAUACUGAAGAAAACCGUGCUCACGACUUAAAGACUCGUAAACAUCAUAGCGAAAAGACACCGCAUUAUAUGACACCAAUAUCAUCUCAUCUCCACAAACAUGAGACGAUUACUACUGAAUAUGACGUCGAAACGCGUACGUCUAAUGUUAUGGAAGAGAGACAUCCAUCAAGUGAUAAGUUCCCAGAAUCUGACUAUCCUCGUACGGAUACCAGAGCACAUCCUAAGACUGAUAUUUCAAAAAAUCAAAAUCUCGAACGCAAACCUUCAACACAACAACAGUCAUCGGAACCCCACAAGAAGGAGGAGCGAUCCCCUACCAAAAAAAAAUAUACCUCAGACAGACCUGUCUACCCUAAAAAUUCAACUACCAUUUCAAAAUAUGACACCACAGAUGACUACGAUGACACCACUUUAACUGAAUCAACAAACAGUAGGUAUGAAUCAUCUACACGUAGAACACCAACUCAUAUUGAUUCUUCGAAGAAACCUUAUCAUAAAGACGACAGUCCAAGCCGCAAACAAAAUGAAAACAGAACACAAAAUGUUAGUCCAGGUAGAAAACCCAAUGGGAGCUACAGAGAUGAUUCAUCUCCGAGGAGAAAAACUCCUGUCGAUAAAACGCCUGACUAUAUGAGUACGACUACAUCGAUUACCUCCAAAUAUGAUUCCACAACUGAAAAUAUUCAGGAGCAGAUAUCCUUAAAAACUGAAAAGCAACACCUCAUUCCACGUCAACCAAGUAGCACAUCAACUCAAAAAGGUUCUAAACACACACCGGAUACUGUUCAAACAGUGUCACCUUCUAAACCAUAUCCUGACAGUUCUAUCAAGAAACCUUCUACACCCAAGGAUACAAAUAGGAAAGAUUCAUCUCACAGCCCAGAUAGAAAGCCAGGUUAUAUGAAGCCCACUGCUUCUAUUACUUCAAAGCAUGAUACUGAAAAUAUUGAGACAACUGAUUUUAAAGAGAAACAUACCUCGCCUCGAUCUUCUAUAUCACCUUCACGCGUUCGAUCCCCUGAUGAAUCCUCGAGGACAAGGCCUGGUUAUUUGAAAGAGCCAGAGAAACCUCGACAACUACGAACCCCUUCUCCAUCUAAAAAAACUAUUACAGUAACAGAAGUCAGUACAGACUUCCUUAUGUCCGAGCGAGAGCAAGAAAUUUUAGAUCGAGUUCAAAAAUCACUCAGGAAGUUAUCGCCUGAACGUAAAGAAAAGUCGCCGAGCCGUGAAAGAAGUCCAGAAAAAACUACAACCAGUUUACAAGAUAUUGACAUAAACAUAACUACACAAAGUCAAAUGAUAUCUGAAGAAGUGACCGAGGUCUCAAAGAAACAUACUUCUAAAACUGACAUCACUCAUCCCAGAAAGGUCAAAGAAGAAAUGCCUAAAGAUCAAAAGGUAGGCCAUCAACCUAGUAAGCCGUCUUCUAGAAAUACAUCACCAACUAAGAAACCUACGGGCAUUGCAAGCCCUACUAAAAAUGACAAGGGUACAGAGUCAAUGGCAAAACCGAGAAGCAUUUCACCAAAGAAGCCAAUGUCUUUGACUGAGCGACCUCAAUCUCCACUCCCUAAGACUAGUGGUAUCAAACCUAAAGAACAAAUUUCCUCCCACUUAACACGUAAACCCACUCCUGCAACUCUAAUAACCACUAAGAUAGAAAAGACAACGAGUGAUUUGAAGAAGACAACUGGUGUAACUAAGAUGACCACUUCUAAAACAACUACAAAAUCGACUCCAUCACCUACUGGCAGACCUAGUGAGCCACGAACACCUACUCCUAAAGGAAUAAGAGAGAGUGGAAUUCCAAAGAAAGAAAUGGAUACAAAGGUUACUCGUACUGUUAGUGAUAUUACCAUAAAGUCUAAGAAGUCAUCGCCUACUUCUCCCCAAAGAAUGAAGUCCAAACCUGAAAUACAAGUUAGUGACAUGUCCAACUCAAAAAUUAAACCUCAAAAAUCUUCUUUAAGGGAACCUCAGUCCAGGCUUCCUGGUAAGCCAAAGUCUGCCACUACACUGAAUACUCCGAGUGAUGAAGAUGAAAUUAUAAUAGAUGUGCAGCAAUCAAAAUCUUCCAGGGAAAACUCACCAGAUCGUAUUUGUCCUACUCCGGUUAAUUUUGUAGAUGACGUUGGAACCCCUCGCUAUCCUGAUGAGGUCAAAGAGCCUGAGGACGAACUCCGCAAACGAACUCAUCAUAUUAUCCAUGAAACUGAAAGUAUUGUUGAUGAUAUUGUUGAAAUUUGUGAAGACGAUGAACUCUUUGUAAGGAAGUCCGACAUAGAACAUCUAAUUGAAGAAGAUGAAAGUCGUCUUAGUGUAACUGAUAAAGUCACCAAGUUUACUAAGGGUAUUGAUACCACGACAAAAACCAAAGACACUACUAAUAUAUUCAAGGAUACUGAACGGAGAGUUCAUUCUGAUUUCGCCAAUGAGAAUUUAAAAUCUGAUGAAUGUUUGUUAUCCGUUUCGGAGAAAGUCAACAAAUUUGCAAAAGGACCUAGGGACAUAAAAGAUAGGAGUCCUGCUCGUAGAGUUGUCGAUGAAUAUGAUAAAAAUACCGUGUAUAUUGAUGAUUAUACAAAACUUAGUGUCCACGAUAAAGCUCACUUAUUUGUAGAGACUGCAGAAAAUGUAAAAUCCCCUAAAACUAAACCUGCUCCACAGAGAGUAGAACGACCAGAUUUGACCAAUGUUGAUGAAGCUUUGAAGAGCGAUGACUGUUUGCUCAGCGUUUCAGACAAAGUUAAUAAGUUUGUUAAAACAGCUGAGCAAUUUUUGACAGAAACCCAAGAAAUAGAAGAGAAAGAGAAAAAAAUAAAGGAGCAGCAUGAAAAAAUAAUGAAGAAGAUUGUUGAUGACGUUAAUGAUGAUACGUAUGAGAUCGAAGAAACUACUGUGGUUGAGGAUGAAGAAGUCCCUAUCAAGAAAGUUCCUAACCAUCCAGACGACAAAUCAUCAGUAACUAAAAUAACUACAUCUCAUCCAAAGGUUAAAGACUACAGUAGCCCCUACCUUAAUAAGCCGACUGAAAGACUGCCAACCGUGAAAAUAACCACUCUGCGAAGUAGUGAAGCUGUAAAGAAGGCUAAAGCUCUAUUCGAAAACAUCGCUUCAACAACACCUAAAACGAAAGACACUACUCAUUCCAGAACAAGCACUAAGUUGACCGACAUUAGUGUAACGAUAAAAUCAUCCAAGCCUGACUCCACAAAAGUUUUACAUCCAUCUGUAGAAGAAGUCUCAUGUUAUGUAUCAGAAACAGACACCGAAAUAGACUCUGUCCCUAUUCAAGCUAAAGAACGUCCCGCUAGCGGCACUUUAACUCAACCUCAUCAUCCUCGCCCUAAAGAUAAGCCACGAGCGAGUCCUACUCGUCUUACUGCGCAGUCACCUGAUGGGCGCAGGUCUAAAUCUCCCAUGCGGCACACAGUGGAAACCACCACAAAUACCAAGACGUUGUUGUCAAAAUAUCCCACAACGCAAAGUGAGGAAUCUCCAAAGAUUCAUCCUGAGGGCGAUAAACACGAAAAAGUACCUGGAUAUCUUCGACCAACAAAAACUAGUCAAAGCAAGGAGGAGCCGAAGAUAGUCGAUGAGAAGGAAGUGAGCAGUCGCAGAGGAAGUGGCAAGUUUGGCGUUGAACUUCGUAGAACGAGUGUGGAACGGUCGACGGUGAGCAGCGAGCGUCGACUCAGUGUCGAACACCCUUGCAUAGAAGAUAUCUUCGACCUGGACCUCCUGGAUCAAAUGUUGGAAAAGGUCGUGGGUUACGAGCAGAGACGACGCAUCAGAGCUCAAAUACGAAUUGCUCGGAAAAAAGAAACUGAACAUGUAGACCAUUCUACACACAUAAAAACUACUAAACAAACUACUAUGGUUCAAAAAGAACGGUCUUCUGAACGCCAUCAAACAAGAUCGCCUGACCGAGCUCCUAAAACUAAACCACACAAAACGGUAUCUCCAGAUCGUCAAACAAAGACACCGACAAGAACUAUUGCUGAUCACGAUCAGCCCAUAAAACAUGACCAUCUCAUACCUAAUGGUCACGCCAAGGAACCGGUUCAAAUCAUAAGCGAAAAGCAAAGCAGGCCGCAAAGUCCUACGAAAAUUGCUCCAAAGGCUGCAUUAAAAACAAAGAGUCCCAAUCGUCCAGCCAGCCCCCACAAAAAGACCGGAACUCAGUCUCCCACAAAAACUGCUAGCCCAAAGCCGAAAGCAAACCGUUUCAAUGAAUAUGCCUUCGCUUACAUGAAAAAAGUAGGUCUAAAUGAGGCUGACAAAGUCAAGUUCACUGAAUCCAAGAAGAAGACUACCGAAGAAAAGCACAAGACAGUAAAACAAGUAGAAGAACACAAAAUCACUGAAGAAAUCUCUACUUCUAAAAAAAAUAUUCAGAGAACUCCGUCAGAAGAGGUCAUUGAAGUUAUUCAAAUGAAUGGUGGCAAGAGAUCACCGUCACCUGAGAAGAGACAUAGCCCUGAACGUAAAUCCCAAAGUCGUGAACGACUACACGAACGAACACCAAGCCCAGAUAAGAAGCGACCCACUUAUCAUACAAAAUCUGUUCCUCUAAAGAAGGAAACCAUCAUUAAGACUGUAUACGAGGUUGAUAAGAAGAUACCACAGAAGCAGACUCCAGAAAGUAAGCCUGCCUGGGUAACAGACAGGAACUUGAAGAAGAUUACUUCUGAAACUCGUACCUACAGUAGUAAGAAGAUCGAGGAGAAACCAAGGUACAGGGCUCCAAGUCCUUCUAAGGUGAUUUCGAAGCCCAUUGACGUGAUCACAUCGAGUUAUGGUCCAGGGCCUUUAGAUGCUGAAGGGAAACCACUAUUCGGCAUCAAAGCGCUAAGAAAGGGCGCUAGUAAUUAUCAAGUAAAAGGCACUGUGAUUCGUCAAGAGUACCAUUCUCGUAACGGUGGUGAACCUGAGGGAACUGUCUCCGUCACCGCCUACUCCACGGAACCGGAGGAGCUGGAGCAGCUACUGCAGCGUCAGGGGGAGAAACCUUCCAGGAUACAUGGACUGGCAGCUAUUACCACCACUAGGAAGUUUGGAGGAGACACGGGGACUACUUUAAAGGAAAUUCAUGGGAAGGAGGAACGCGCCACAAUAGACCAGUUCACGCACAGCGACCGCAAAGUCAGUGACACCAGAAUCGAAGACAUCACCGAGAGUUUCAGCAGCAGACAAGAAAUAACAGGUGAUACCAGACGCACUGAAACCAGGAAGGAGGAGAUCGUAGGAGACAUCAUCAGUGACAGGGCAGACAGUAAAACAGAUAGGAUGCAGAAGCGAGUCGAAAGGGUGGAGAAAGUUGAAAGGAGAGGUGAUAGAGUGGAGAGGAAAGAGAGGCCUGACGAUAAGAAGACUGUGCGGCAGAGUUCAGUGAAGUCUCUUACGGAGAAGUACAUCAAAAGUGCAAAUGAUAGCUCGAAAGCCGAACGGCCGUCUUACCCGAAAGCCGGUCUGAUCCUCCGCACCGCUACCAUGAAGGACAGUGUCUCCAGCGACUCCUCAGCACAUGCCGGCCUAGCCCGCACAGACAGUGAACACAGCCUAGGUUCAGUGGAAGACACAGUGGUAACCACGGAGCGGUGCGAGGGUGGCGUGAGAACUAUCACCACGACCACGAGAAGCCAUGGUCACGUGACCCACACCCACCACGAGGCCGAGCCAGAGAGGGUACACACAGAGAAGUCCUUCCUCGACAGCAACACGAAGGUCAGCGGAGUGCAGGACAUCUUGACCAGGAUGAAGAAUGCUGAUAUAGUGAUCCAAGAGGGCGAUACGUCGGAGGACACGGAGGCGCGCGCGCUGCUCAACAAGUUCCUCGGCGCCACCGUGCUCAUGGCCGGCAUGCAGUCCUACGUCACUGAGAAACCUUCCGGCAAGGUCGUCGUCAAACAGGAGACUGUUCGCACAAGCAGUAACAGCGGCGGUAAAGUGACAAGCUCUCAGACCCGCAGCGUUCAAGAGUUCGAUAUAGACCAGUGCUGGGACGAACGGGUCCUCAGGAAACUUUUGGACGAGUGCAACGACUACGAGCAGCGUCGAAGGCUGCGCGCACGCAUCCGCACACUAAUGGCUGAACAAGAAGCAUGCGCGAGCGCAGUGACAGAGGCGCUGGCGGCGGCUGGCGAAGCUCCAGAGGACAACAACGAGGCUCGCGGUGAGUCCCUACUGUUACCACUGCUGCAGGGUCUACUGGGAGGCGGUGGCGAGCGCCUGCUGGCCGGGCUCGGCGCCGCACCCGCUGAUGUUGUCGCAGACGUGCGACGCUCCCUUGCCAGGCUUAGGGCUGCCUUAGCACCACCGGCAGCACAUCCACAAGCGCGUGCAUUACUUGCUUUAGCUGACAGACUAGAAGACGCCCUUGAUGUUGCUGACAGACUAGACGGGUGCAGGCAACGUCGGCCACGAAGGCGCUCCCGUACUGCCAGACACACUGUUGGUGUUACUAGAGGGGAACUGGAUGAAGCACGGAGACUGGUCGACCAUGACGAACUUGCGCUUCCUGGAGACCGGCAUGGCUCUAGCGCCACUUCCACUGGCUCCGUAAAUACCACCAGUGCCGACGAAGCCGUAACCCCUGAACGUAAACAAAGUGUUGAUGAGGAGGUCAGUUACCAUGACGCUAUCGCCUCGCAGCAGAAAUCAAACCCUAUAGCUCAUUCUGUCAGCUACGAGGCUACUCCUGCAGUCGAAAGGGACGCUCGUGUCGUUGUUCAGAAACGCAACCCUGCACAGCGUAAACCAGACUUUUAUAGGCAUUCGGUGGCCGAUGUCGAAACACAACGACCCAGACCCCAUCAGUUACAACAAACAUGUCCACCACAGCAACCAGUGCAACAACCGCACCCCGAGCCACAACCAAGGCAGGUUCAACUGCCGCAGCCCCAACCACUCCAUCAACCACAGGCAUUCCCCGCGGCUACAAAUUAUGCCUCACACGUGGUGCAUCAAUCAAAUCCGCGUAUAGACCGCCGCCCCUCUGACUCUAAGAGCAGUAUAGCUGCAAUUGCCAAUAAGUUUGACGCUCAUGCUAGGGAUACUUCUAACGAUAGAAAGGAAUACAUCUCACGUCGCGCACCUAUUGAACCUCCAGUUCAGCAGAAAGAUAUCAAACGCGAAGAUAAACAUACAUUUAUGCCGCUCCCACCAACAUAUAACUUUGCAGCACCACCUACUACUCAGGACGACUCUAAACCACUUAACCGAUUCUCGAGUAAUAAACGGUUGCGUAUGAAGCGCGCUAAUACAAUAGACAUAGGACGGCCCCUUGCGGGAUAUCGCAUUGACAAUGAAGAGGAUGAUAGCCCGACACAGCCGAAGGUGCCGGAGUUUCGACCACAGACCGAGAACGACAAGAAGUUUGUCGCUUUUAUGAAAAAAAAUGAAGCCACAGAAAGGGAAACUGCGGGCACGGUCCAAGCGAACUGGAGUAAUCGUUUCGGUAACAUAAAACACGCGUUUGAGAGCCGUGAACGCGAGGACAGCAGUCGCUCGUCUAGUGCAUCGUCUGCACGUCGCUUCUGGCGUGGAACAGAUGAAGCUACAAUAAAUCCGGCUACCACACGACCGAGGAAAUUCUUGUCUGAAAAUGCCGUGAAUGUGAUUAAGCCACCGUGGGUGACAGAGCGAAGGGAGCCAUCGCGCGUAAAUAUCCCGCGACACGUGCAACAACCACCCGCGCCGGUACCCUUGCCUUCUCGCGCGCCUGUGCCGCUACCCACUCGGAAGCCUACGUCUGUACAUGCGCCAGUGAUAGCGGCACCCGUACUUUCAACCGCACCUUCUACGGCACCAUCGCACCCGCCGAUCCCGCAGUCUCCAACUAAACCGCUUGUUGUCAAACCAUUCGCGACGCGCCCUAUUCCCGUAAAUCAAUUUUCACAUGCGCCGAUGUCCGCGUUUAAACCGUUAACUAAAGUUGCUUCACCUACAACUGCGCCUGCGAAUGUUUGGAGUCCUCCAUCUGUUCUUAAUAAUAUUACAUCGCCAACGGCGGAUAUCCCUUACGCGGCACCGUUCAAUUCCUCGCCUACGACAGCACUCAGCCCUACCGCUUCUGUAGCACCAUGGACUACAGUUACUGAGACUGAUAAGCCACGAGGGGUGGCUGGCAUCGCCGCGGCCAAAUUCAGUCAGGACAAGCAGGAGAUGGCCCCGUAUAGACCACCCGCGUUCCAACCGCCACUAAUGACUCACGCGCUCCCGCAAUUACAAAACUAUGCAGUCAAGCCUAUACCUAGCCAAAAAGACCUUGCCGCUCCGGAGCUAGUGCGUAAAAUAGAUGAUGCCAAGUAUCCGAUGCAAGAUACGUACGUGCCGAAGGUCGAUGCACAGCGUCUACAAAUUGAGUUUUACGAAAAGCAAAUUCGCGAGAAAAACCGUCGCGAGACAUUAAUGAACGGUCACCGCGAACCCACGGAACGUAAGGUCCCAGCACCCGCUUAUACCGUCACGAAUUAUACAUCACCCAGUAACGUAUCCACGUUCGUUCCGCUGCAGCGAACACCUGACAUAGAGAAAGCACGAGCGCACAAAGUAGACUAUCUGCCGGAUGUUGUUACCAAUGAUACCGACCGACAACUGAGCGGUUCCUCACCCCUCGCGCCUCGUGCACCCAUUAGCCCCCUCUCACCGAGAUCUACCCAUCCGAUGGAGACACCACAUGCGUACCAGAACGGGGACGCACCUUACACAAACGGAGUAGUAAACGAUGUUACUACGGAGCACAACAGGGUAGUAACACGUGUAAUGCGCGGCCCCGUACGUGGCUCUGCAACUAUAACAACAGGUGUUAGAACCCGCAACGACGAGGGCCGCAAAGGCUCCGCAGCUGAUAAUCUACGUGGUGCACUCGACAAGCUUUCAUCUCCAAGGCACGAGGUCAUCGCGCAAAUUGAAAGGAAAAAGCGAGAGGCGGCGAGGUCCCAGGUACGGGCCCCUGUACAUAAUGGCCGUUCCCCCUUACCCGCACCUGCCCCCCCGCACGCCCGGCCCCCUACCAUAGACCUAGGCGGCGCGUCACCUUCCCCCGGUACUCUUGUUACAUCCCGUGAGUCCGUGUCUAGCGAGUCCGUCGCUAGCAUCGGCUCCAGCCCACUCAGUCGGUCUGGGUCCUGGCAUCAGAUAGCAACUAGCCCCAAAGCAGCGUCACCGCGACGAGUAGUCGCGCGGGCCAAGUCAAUGCAUCUUCUUGCUGUGCCUAAAAUGUUUGAAGGUGGUAUUGCACGUGAAGAGGUGAGAGAAAAGAAACGAACAGUGGAGGCAUAUUUCUCUCGGGAACAACAACAACAGCCGCGACCAGUGGCUACCAACAACCGUCCACGCUCACUGCGCCAGUCACACAACUCGUCGCAGUCAUAUUCGCUGGGGCGCAGCCGCACCAUGCCCACGGUGUCAGAGCUGCAGUUCCUGGACGAGAGCAACAUAGACGACGCAUUCGAGGACCUGGUGUCGGCGCUCGAGGAAGAGGAAGUAACUGUGACAUCGAGCGUGAGGAGGAACUCGUCGGAGAAAACCGUUAGCAGUAGCACAACAACCACUAAAACUUCUAAAGUGAUAGAGAGCAUGACCAGGCCAGCACCUAAGCCCGUGUCGCCGUUCGCCAAAUUCCGGCAACUCGAGAAGCAAAACUCUACCAAUAGUCCCAACUCGGCCAGUCCGAAGAGCCCGGGCUCUCCGGCGCCAUACUUCAAGUUCACGGAGCCCGCGCUGCAAGCGAGCGCCGUCACUAUAAAAGAACGAUUGCUGCAGUGGUGUCGCGACAAGACCCGGGACUACGAGAAUGUGAAGCUGGAGAACUUCUCCACGAGCUGGGCGGACGGGCUGGCGUUCUGCGCGCUGCUGCACCACUUCCUGCCCGACGCGUUCGACUACUCCAAGCUGAGCCCCGAGACGCGCCGACACAACUUCACGCUCGCCUUCAAACUUGCCGAUGAGAAGGCGGGCAUCUACCCCCUGCUGGACGUGGACGAUAUGGUGGCGAUGCGUAAGCCGGACUGGAAGUGCGUGUUCACGUACGUGCAGUCCAUCUACCGCCGGUUCAAGGAUGAAUGA